Messenger RNA from Durusdinium trenchii, 789 nucleotides. NCBI's taxonomy places the organism in Eukaryota, Dinophyceae, Suessiales, Symbiodiniaceae. The record is from the annotation of a GenBank genome assembly.
UAGGCGUGCUUUUGCUUUGAGGCUUUGUGUUCACACAGCGCCAUGCAGCAUUUGAAGGAUUGCCCUUGGGACAAGAACUCACCCUGGAGGCCAGCCACUGUGCAGAUGGGCAUCACCAGCUUCGCACAGCGCGAGGAUGCGGCCAUUGCUAAGAACUCCUUCCGCUAUGGGGAGAUGAGCCCGAAAGUCGCACAGCCCUGUGGCCAAGAAGAGACCAUAAGGAUGGCCAUGCGUUGUCGUGAUGGAGCGCACUUUCCUUCAAGAGAGGCCUUGCGCUCGGCCAGCUACUUGCCCGGCGGCUGGGAGGACUAUCAACGUUUGGACAAGCCGGACUUCACCAAGAGCUUCUCAUACAUCAGGAAUGGCUGCGACUUGAAUGGCCGCAGCUCCAUGUUCGAAGCAUCUUUGCAGCGCCGUCCGCACACCACCGUGAGUUCUUCCUUGCGUGAGCCUUUGGUGCCGCCAGCACACAGCGAAUCCGUAGCGAAGACGACCACGCGCUUCUGGGGAGAUUUCACGCGCCCGAGCAGCUCGAUGGGGACCAUGCGGAUGUCCGCCAGUAUGCCGUUCCUCGAGGCGAAAUCCAGCUCGCCGUCCUCGUCAAGGCCACCCUAUCCCUUGAUCCGGGGUCUCAGCAGGGAGAAAGCCUUGAAUGCCAGCCUCCGCUUGUAGCGCCAGAUGACGCGAAACCAGGCGCUGAGGGCCGAGCUCUUUGAGCUCAUGAUUCGAUAUUCUUCUCCUAGCUGGAGGGGCACCUGGAGUGGCACGAAGCUUCGACCAUUGCCGAAC